CCCUCUUGAAAUAUCAAUUCAUCGACUAUUGUUCAAAGCUUCGAUCGUCAGCCAACUAUAUUCAUAUUCAUAUACAUAUAUUCAUUCAGUACACUACAUUUUGAUCUUUAAUUUUUUAUUUUUGUUUCCUUUAUCUGUUUUAUAUCUGUGUUUGCUAACUUGAUCGAUAUGGCUGAGGAACACAAGAGCCAUGAGAGCGAGAUCCCCGUGAAGCCCGAUGCGGUCGCGGAACGUGGGUGGUUUGAUUUCUUGGGAAUGAAAAAGGAAGAGAAGCCUCAAGAGGAGGUACAGGUGUCUGAACCGGAGCACAGUCUCUUACAGACCGAGUUCAAGAAGGCACACGUGUCUGAACCAGAGCCUAAGUUUGACGAGGAGCACAAGGAGGAAGAAAAGAAGCACAGUGACUUAGAGACCGAGUUCAAGAAGGUACACGUGUCUGAACCAGAGUCUCAGUUUGAAGAGGAGCACAAGGAGGAAGAAAAGAAGCACAGUCUCUUAAUGACCGAGCUCGAGGAGAAGGUAGACGUGACUGAACCAGAGCCUAAGAUUGGAGAGGAGCACAAGCAGGAAGAAAAGAAGCAUAGUCUCUUAGAGAAACUCCACCGGUCUGGCAGCACCUCUAGCUCAUCGUCAAGCGAUGAGGAAGUAGAGGAAGGAGGAGAGAAGAAGAAAAAGAAGAAGGGACUGAAGGAGAAGAUAUCACACAAGCUAUCAGGAGAGAAGGAAGAAGAGAAAUUCCAGGAGGGCUCGUAUGUCCCUAUAGUGAAGCAGGAAGAGAAACACCACGAGGACUCAUAUGCCCCUAUAGUGAAGAAAGAAGAGAAACGCCAUGAGGACUCAUAUGCCCCUGACUCGUAUGCCCCUAUAGUGAAGCAAGAAGAGAAACGCCACGACUCCUCGUAUGCCCCUGACUCCUAUGCCCCCCCUAUCGUGAAGCAAGAAGAGGAACGCCACGACUCCUCGUAUGCCCCUGACUCCUAUGCCCCCCCUAUAGUAAAGCAAGAAAAGAAACGCCACGAGGACUCAUAUGCCCCUAUAGUGAAGCAAGAGGACACACCUGUCCCCAAGUAUGAGGACCUUCCUGAGUCAACUCAGCCAGAGGAAAAGAAGGGCCUCCUUGAGAAGAUCAAGGACAAAAUUCCUGGACAUCACAAGAAGGCCGAGGAGUUCGCCGGUGCCCCUGCACCACCGGCGGAGUAUUCCACAACCGAGCCGCCCUACAGCCCCGAGAAGAAGGGCAUUCUCGAGAAGAUCAAAGGGAAGAUUCCUGGAUACCACCCCAAGACUGAGGAAGAGAAGAGGGAAAAGGAAAAGGAGAAGGGGAGUACUGCCUAUUAAGAAGACCAAAACUUUGUUUUGAAUUUUACAGUCAUGAUUGUGCUGUGUGUGGUUUAAGUAAUUAUAUGAUCUUGUUUGGUUUGUGUUUUUUUUUUUUUAUUAUUAUUAUUAUUACAUUUUGUAUAUAUGUAAGUACUUUUAUGUGCUUAUAUAUAAGUUUGUUUAGGGCUGGAGAGUUACAUACCUUGUCCCAUGUCCCUGGUUUUAUUUUUGAGUUGCACAAUAAUUAAUGGACUGUUUACUUUGAUUUUGUA
Molecule: messenger RNA, 1592 nt
Organism: Cornus florida
Lineage: Eukaryota; Viridiplantae; Streptophyta; Magnoliopsida; Cornales; Cornaceae
Product: dehydrin DHN1-like
Exons: 2
Coding region: 169-1338 (389 amino acids)
Biological process (GO): response to water
Cellular component (GO): membrane
Source: RefSeq, a predicted model, not a curated record